Messenger RNA from Exophiala bonariae, 651 nucleotides. RefSeq lists its product as uncharacterized. Gene Ontology annotation, molecular function: lipid transfer activity. Gene Ontology annotation, biological process: intermembrane lipid transfer. Lineage: Eukaryota; Fungi; Ascomycota; Eurotiomycetes; Chaetothyriales; Herpotrichiellaceae. The coding region runs from base 1 to 651 and encodes 216 amino acids. Gene Ontology annotation, cellular component: cytoplasm. The transcript has a single exon. The record is from RefSeq and is a predicted model, not a curated record.
AUGGCCAGCCAAAUCCCCGCAGGCAAGACCUGGUUCGACACCCACAAAGUCCACUUUGAGAACGUCCCCGUCUCCGCCGACCAAGGAGUCUCCACAAACGAGUUCCUCGAUGCCUCCGAAGCCACCACCACGCUCUUCGACCUCCUGGGCUCUGUGGCCUUCACUCCCGUGAAGAACGACAUGACCGGCAACAUUGCCAAGGUCCGUGAAAGACAGAAGGCUGCUCCAGAUACCGCUGCUACUUUGCAAUCCCUAGUCAAGGCAGAAUUGGCGUCGAAAUCACACAAGGCCACUGAGGGUCUACUGUGGUUGGUACGGGGUCUGGAUUUCACCGCUCAGGCCUUGAGGUCCGAUUUGACUUCAAAUGCCGGUGUGUCGGCCACAGAGCAGAAGCCUAGCAAGGAAUUGGCCGAUGGCUUCAGGGCCAGCUAUAAAAAUACUUUGGCUCCUCAUCACAGUUUCUUGAUCAAGCCCGUCUUCAGCGCGGCUAUGAGUGCUACCCCUUAUCGAAAGGACUUCUACGCUCGACUUGGUGGAGAGGGAACAGACCCCGAGACGACGAGACAGGCUUUGGAGAAGUGGGUGGCUGCUCUGGAAGAGAGGGUUGCUAUCCUAAAGACUUUCCUGGCAAGCAAGGAUGCCAAAUGGUAG